Messenger RNA from Myzus persicae (green peach aphid), 887 nucleotides. Its product is annotated as transcription factor Adf-1-like. The transcript has 2 exons. Gene Ontology annotation, biological process: regulation of transcription by RNA polymerase II. The record is from RefSeq and is a predicted model, not a curated record. The coding region runs from base 25 to 858 and encodes 277 amino acids. NCBI's taxonomy places the organism in Eukaryota, Metazoa, Arthropoda, Insecta, Hemiptera, Aphididae. Gene Ontology annotation, cellular component: nucleus; transcription regulator complex.
AUAGCUGUCGUUCCGUCGUUGUCGAUGAAUAUGACAGAACAACUCAUAGAAUUGGUGAGAAAAUAUACGUUUCUGUAUGAUACUAGUAGCAAAAAUUAUAAGAAUGUUGGUUUGAAGGAUGAGACUUGGAAAAAUAUUGGAAACGAAUUGAAUGAGAAUGACGAAAUUAUAAAAAAAAAAUGGAAAAGCCUAAGAGACAAUUAUUUACGAUACAAAAAAGACAUAAAAGGUACAACAGGACAAGCCUCUAAAAAGUAUCAAAAUUGGCCGUGGGCAAGUCAGUUACAAUUUUUAGACAAAACUUUAGCUCCAAGACAAACGACAUCCAAUAUUGCAACUGACAUUCCAUUAGAGAUACAGACACAAGAAUUAACAUCUCCUUCACAGAUAACUUCUCCACAGGCAUCAACAUCAUUUUUAGAUGUCGAAGAACCGGAUGAUCCAGAAUUACACUCGCGUACUGAUUCUACAUUACCAGCACCGAAGAAAAUCAAAACAAAUAGUAAAGAACCUAACGAUCAGCAUGUUGGUGUAAACAAAGUCAUUAGUUAUCUGGAGAAUAAAAAGAAACCUACACAUGAUAGUGUCGACCACUUAUUUCUCAGUUAUGCAGGAACCUUCAAAAAGUUUUCAGAGAGAAAUCAAAUACAGAUUAAACUAGAACUUGCUAAAUUAUUCGGUGACAUGGAAUUAAAAGAACUAGAUGAACGCUGUCCUUCAAGUUCUUCAAUCAGCAAUUAUUCAACCGACUGUGAUUUUCUUCAACCAAAAUCAAAUGCAUUUAAAAACGUAAUGUCAUCAUCAGAAAACUGUUCUAAAGGGUAUACUUAUGAUGAAUACAACUACCAACACUUAUAAUUUAUAGCUAUUAAUUUAAAUUAUAAUAA